UGUGCGCGUGUGUGAGUAUCUGACAGCAGCAGCUUUUUAUCUGCGCGUAAAGAGCUCCGUCAAACAGAGAGAAGGAAAAGUAAAUAACACCUUUGAAUUUAAUGGACCAUUAAACACAGCCUGGAUUACAUCUCGGAGCAUUUGGUGACAUCGUUCAGUCGUUGGAAGCCUGCGCAUCCUGUUGAAUUUAAAUUUGGGGAUAUCUAGUGUGGUCCAGAUGUUAAUCCACACGUAUUCCGCUAUGGACCGCGCAGACGGACUAAGCGGCUCUUCGCCUAGUGGGCGCCUCUCCCAGCUGUCCUCCCUGAACCAGGCCGGUUACUCCUCGGCUCCCCCGCUCUGCCACACUCCGGCCUCUGACUUCCAGCCUCCGUACUUCCCUCCCCCCUAUCCCCAGUCCUCCCUGCCAUACUCCCAGAGCCAGGACUCAUAUUCCCACCUGUCAGACCCCUACACUUCCAUCAACUCCAUCCAUCAGCAUCAGCAAGUGGCAUGGCACUCGCAGAGGUCGCGCUCCGACGAUGGGGGACUCCUUUCACAGUCGCACCGGGCUCUGAGCCUCGACCCCCGGCGAGAUUAUGCAGCUGUCCCCCGGCUGCUGCACGGUCUCGGAGAAGGUGCUGCCGCUCUCGGGGACGGUCCUCUCGGGAUGCACCUGGGACAUCACGGCCUGGACGAUCUUCAGGGAAUGGAGGAAGGAUCAGCCCUCGGCAUCCUCGACCACUCUGUCAUUAAAAAAGUUCCCAUCCCGUCCAAGCUGAACGGCUCGUCCAUGCCCAUGUUGUCCCUCUGUAAGGAGGGUCUCGGUGUGGGAUCCGUGUCCAACCCAGCCGAGGUUUUCUGUUCGGUCCCGGGUCGCCUCUCGCUGCUCAGCUCCACCUCCAAGUACAAGGUGACGGUCGGGGAGGUGCAGCGACGCCUCUCCCCGCCUGAGUGCCUCAACGCCUCUCUGCUGGGUGGAGUCCUCCGCAGGGCGAAGUCAAAGAAUGGUGGCCGCUGUCUGAGAGAGCGUCUGGAGAAGAUUGGCCUCAACCUGCCCGCCGGGCGACGCAAGGCAGCCAACGUCACUCUCCUAACAUCUCUAGUGGAGGGUGAGGCCGUUCAUCUGGCGCGGGACUUUGGUUACGUGUGUGAGACAGAGUUUCCAGCCAGAGCCACAGCUGAGUAUCUGUGCAGGCAGAGCGAGCCGGACCAGCUCCCAACACGGCGCAGCAUGCUGCUCGCCACCAAGGAGAUCUGUAAGGAGUUUGUGGACAUGAUGUCCCAGGACCGCUCUCCGCUGGGCGGCAGUCGACCCACCCCCUGCCUUGAGCCCGGCGUCCAGGGAAGCCUCACCCACUUCAGCCUGCUCACCCACGGCUUCGGUACCCCCGCCAUCUGCGCCGCACUCUCCGCCUUCCAGAGCUACCUGAUGGAGGCGAUCAAAAUGCUGGACAAAGGAGAGGGCGGAGGGAAGAACCACCACGACAAGGAGAUGAAGCACCGCAAAUAGAGGGAGGACAGACAAGAUGUGUUGAAGGGUGGAUGAGAUGAGAGGCAGAAAGGAAGAGAAAAAGAGGGGAGAAAGACUGACCGCUGCUCCUCUGCGUCUUUACCUUCGCCCUCAGGAUAAAAACUGAGACUUUUACCUCCCAGAAAAACCUCUGAGGCCCCUCUCGUCGAGGAGGCGGGGGUCAUGAUGAUAUCUGUACUGUAAUGUGUGUCCACAACCACCUCACUCAACAUGACGCAUGGACCUCUCUUCUCAGUAGCUGGUUUGUGUCAUGAUGGCGUCGACAAAACAUCUCUUCAGGAUGAGUUCCUACAUAUGGCUGUAUUUAUUUCCUCCCCCUUUUUUAUUUUUUUUGGUAAACAUGUCACCUUUAUCUGCGUUUUAGAACCCCCUGCCUUCAUCAGUCACUCUCAUACACACACUUUUACACAUUUUAUUGGACUAAACUCAUCUGGGAAGUGUCGUAAAGCCAUAUCCGAGACAACAACCUGCUCUUUGCUCCUCUUGAACUUUGGGAGACUUUUAACUCCACCUGAUUGGACAUAUGUAGUUCUUCUUCGUGGGUGGUCAUGGGAAAUUGAGUUCUCUGGGUUCUCUAACAGUAAGGAGGAGUCAAAGGCAGCUAAAGGAGAUUUGGUUUCUUUUAUUUUGAAGUACUACGUGUUGGUAACUUAAGAAAAUAAGACAAAUCAUUUUGUACUUUCUGUGUAUGUUUAUUAUUAAUGUUAUUACUGUUGUUAUUAUUAUUGUAUUAC
Molecule: messenger RNA, 2247 nt
Organism: Cottoperca gobio
Lineage: Eukaryota; Metazoa; Chordata; Actinopteri; Perciformes; Bovichtidae
Gene: tfap2e
Product: transcription factor AP-2 epsilon
Exons: 7
Coding region: 218-1492 (424 amino acids)
Biological process (GO): regulation of transcription by RNA polymerase II; regulation of cell population proliferation; anatomical structure development
Cellular component (GO): nucleus
Molecular function (GO): DNA-binding transcription factor activity, RNA polymerase II-specific; RNA polymerase II transcription regulatory region sequence-specific DNA binding
Source: RefSeq, a predicted model, not a curated record